AUGGACAGUACCAACAACAUCACUGAAUUUAUACUGUUAGGACUUUCCCAGAACAAAAAAAUUAAAACUCUAUGUUUUCUGUUGUUCUUGUUUUGCUACAUAGCUAUUUUGUUGGGAAACAUAGUCAUUAUGAUCUCUAUCACAUGUAGCCAGAUAAUUGAACAACCAAUGUACUUCUUUCUUAAUUACCUUGCUUUGUCAGACCUGUGCUAUACUUCCACAGUGACUCCCAAGUUUCUUACUGACCUUCUCAUAGAAAGGAACGUGAUUUCGUAUACCAGUUGCAUGACUCAGCUUUUUACCAUGCACUUCUUUGGGGGGACUGAGGUCCUCAUACUCACAGUGAUGGCCUAUGACCGUUUUGUGGCCAUCUGCAAGCCCCUGCACUAUACCAUAAUCGUGAAUAGAAGGAGGUGUCAUGCCCUGGUCAUUGCUUGUUGUGCUGGUGCUUUUAUACAUUCCUUCUUCCAGAGCCUCCUUGCUAACAGCCUCCCCUUUUGUGGUCCCAAUGAGAUGGAUCACUAUUUCUGUGAUGUUUAUCCUUUGCUGACACUUGCCUGCACCAACAAAUACAGAAUUGGGCUUCUGGUGGUUGCCAAUUCAGGCAUGAUGGGACUGGUAACCUUCGUGGUCGUGAUGUGGUCUUAUUCUUUCAUAUUGUACACUAUUAGGGCUUACCCUGCAGAAAGCAAGAGCAAAGCUCUUUCCACAUGCAGUUCUCAUGUCACUGUAGUCAUUCUGUUCUUUGUGCCUGUACUUUUCAUAUAUAUUAGACCAGCUGUCACUUAUCCAGAAGACAAAGUAUUUGCCCUUUUCUACACCAUCUUAGCGCCCAUGUUCAACCCUCUGAUCUACACUCUGAGAAAUGCGGAGAUGAAGAAUGCCCUGUGGAAAGUUUGGUGUCAAAAACUAUUUUUUGUUGGAAAGAGAAUUAAAUGA
Molecule: messenger RNA, 939 nt
Organism: Meriones unguiculatus (Mongolian gerbil)
Lineage: Eukaryota; Metazoa; Chordata; Mammalia; Rodentia; Muridae
Product: olfactory receptor 4P4-like
Exons: 1
Coding region: 1-939 (312 amino acids)
Biological process (GO): G protein-coupled receptor signaling pathway
Cellular component (GO): membrane
Molecular function (GO): olfactory receptor activity; G protein-coupled receptor activity
Source: RefSeq, a predicted model, not a curated record